CUUCUGUUACUGUAAUCAUGACUGUAAACAACCUUGGAAUGACCCCUUUAAGGAUGCUAGGAACAUUUAGCUUAAUGUAGCUCAGUGAUAUUAUCAACAAAAUGAUAAAGCUCGUCUUACCCGAUGCUGCUCCAUGUCGUGGCAUCGGUGUAUUACUUAUAUAAUCAAGUUACCGCUAGCACAUAUAUAUUGGUUUCCCUAUCCAGGAUCGUGAACGAAUGCUCUUGGUUCAUGGAGAGUGCCAAUGUUAAUCUUUCCAUUUUACUUCUUGUAAACACUUCCUUUCUUGAUUUCCGUGGCUUCGCGUAUUAGCACGUCCUUUCUCGAAUCUGACCGCCACCUUUCUGCUUAUGGAUGGAAAAAGUGCAUGGCAAUUGUGCAGUCAAUAAAGACAAACUGAAACUUACCUGUGUUUAUCCCUGUUUGGUUUUCCAAAAUAGUUUUUAGAAUGGGGAGCAACACGGGUUCAGCACCUCUUGUUUGCCAAAGGCGUCCCUGGCAAGCACCAGAUAUUCCAUCUCAUAAUCACCCCAAUUCACGGUGAAAAUACGUGACUAGAAUCCAUCUCAUCGGUUCACUGGAGCCUUUAGUACGAUGCGCUUUCGGGUGACGAUUUCACCUGUCUAUUUGAAGUGGUUCUGCUUGCUCGAUUCUUAUCGAAAUGACAACAUCAGUAAACAUGUGAAGCAACUAAAGACGCACCUCCAGCUUUAUUAAUAUGCCUUAAUCCAUGGAUAUUCUGCGUGUGAUAUUUUUUUCUGGAAACACGUCAAGACUCUACAGGCAAAAAUAUUUCCUCGAAUUUAUUACAUUUAAUAUUGCGAUUCAUUUCUUUGGUUUGCGACAUUUAUGAGGCAAAUAUAUAUCCUACGCUUCCCUUUUAGACGCCAAUCCGCUUCUUUUAGCGUCCAUAGAAAGGGUGUACACAAAAAGUGUCAAUAUAUGUAGCUUCAUUGGCUGCAUUUCUUUUUCUUUUCAUUCUCUUCAGGUAGUUAUAUUCUCUGUGAUAGAAAUAGUUAAAUGGAUGCUCUAUGAGGUCUUCACGCGAAUUAUUUCUGACAUGUGUUUACGAAUUGGCACACCGCUCACUGUGAAACGAAUUUCGUUUCUUUUGUGCAAUUUAAUAGAUGAGGAUCUAGUUGAUGCGCUAUGCAGGCGCAUGCUCAAUGAGGGAAUACUGGUCAGGUGUACCGAGGACGCUUUGACGACCCGUACCAUGGCGAAGAUCUCUGUCGUGAAUUCCCUGAUUACCGAGGAGUACCAGCAGUUAGGUAUGACGAUGAUGCAAGUUAACGAGAGAAGUUGGGUCCGCUACAUCCCGCCGACUUCAGAGCACCGUUUCUUCGAGCUGAAACCUUCCAGUAUUAGUGCGGAUGCGGGUCUUGGCCUCUACGUACGGACCACCCGCCGCAUUCCUCAAGGCUGCGUGCUGUGCGAAUACCGUGGUCGAUUGCUCAAGGUGUUGCCCAAGAAUAUUGAGAACGGCACGUAUGUGGUGCGGGUGCGGGAUACCGCUUGCUAUCUCGACGGCGUCACUGAAGAUGGCUCGCAGCAUCUUUCUCUCGCGACCUUCAUCAAUGACAACGGGCCUUUAAAAGCAAACGCCGCCAUGAUGGAGUACAGCGGGCAUCCAGGACGAGUUUUUCUGGUGGCUAACCGAGACAUUCAGCCAGGGGAAGAGAUCUUUGUCGUGUACGGGGCGAAGUACUGGGGAUUCACCUCGUAUGCCGAACUUAGGGAAAAGGCGAAGAAACGUAGCAAACGGAGCCGUGACCUCGUCGAGGAUGACGCAAUAGCUUGGCGCGAUCUGAUCAUGCCUUGCCGUAGAUGCGGGGAUAAUAUCGUCAGACGCUCCUUGCGUCUGCAUAGUGAGUACUGUGGCGAUCCUCUUGUAAAAAAAAAGCUUUUACAUUUAGAUUGCCUGCCUUUUCAUGAUUUCACGGCAGCCGACGUAUCGUGUAAGGUGCUAUAUGAGCGCCGGAAUAAGACACUGCAGCGCGCUAAGUCUUUUGUAAAGCUGUCCGAACCUCAGACAUUUUCGCAUACUCAUGAAGAUGCUGUUGGGGAUUUGGAAUUUACAUUUAAAGAAAGUGUGUGA
This is a messenger RNA of Phytomonas sp. EM1, 2098 nucleotides long. The record is from the annotation of a GenBank genome assembly. NCBI's taxonomy places the organism in Eukaryota, Euglenozoa, Kinetoplastea, Trypanosomatida, Trypanosomatidae.